This is a messenger RNA of Tachysurus vachellii, 892 nucleotides long. It is a transcript of the gene spc24, whose product is annotated as SPC24 component of NDC80 kinetochore complex. NCBI's taxonomy places the organism in Eukaryota, Metazoa, Chordata, Actinopteri, Siluriformes, Bagridae. The record is from RefSeq and is a predicted model, not a curated record. The coding region runs from base 179 to 787 and encodes 202 amino acids. The transcript has 6 exons.
CGCUUUUCAUAUGAAUAUUAUUGUAAUUUUUAUGCAUUUACAUACAAAAAUCAGCCGUGAUAAUAUGUGUUUGUGUGGUAUAUUUGACUAAUACACCGUUCAGGCACGACCGUGUAAAGCGCGGCUAAGUUUGAAAACAAAACAGCAGAUCAGGAAAUUGUAAUUAGACCGAAGAAGGAUGUCACAGAACGAUGCAUUGCAUUAUUCUGACCUGGAGAACACAGGGGAGGCUCUUAUCGAGCUCAUUGAGAGCAGUAAAGCUGAAGACGACCUAAGAGCAGCACGGAAGAAACAACAGGCACUUUUUGACCACCAUAUAGAGGCUAAGAAAACAGUCACUGAGCUCUUAAACAGCUUGGUUCACUCUGAAGAGGUUGUUGGACAGAAGCUUUUGGAUCUGGAGGUUCAGAAGAGCCAGAUGAUGCGGGAGCUGGAGAAAGUGGAGCAGGAGGUUCAGAAGAGCCUGGCCAAGAGCCACACUAUGGACUCCGAGAUACAAUUCCUGCAGAGAGAGCUCGAGAGACUCAAAGACAGUGAGAAGGAAAUUCAUGCUCUGCAGCAAGAAGUAGAUGAAGACACAACUGAAGUAAUUCCCUCAGCUAUAUAUUUAGCACAGCUCUACUGUAAGGUUUCCAGAAUUAAAUUGGAGCUGGGUGCAGAACCUCACAUAUUACGUGGAGUUCAUUAUGGUCAAGAUCUGGCAACUCCUAUUAACAUAGACACAUCAAGCUGCUCCCCCUGUCAGGUCACUGAUGAGCUGUGGAGCCUCAUAAGCACAGACUGGUAGAAUUCUGUUGGCGUCAUGUUGGGGUUCAUCUUAAUCUUUCCUUAUCUUUUUUUUUUGUAUCUUUUUAUGUCUGUAUAUUUUUAUUAAUAAAUAUUUCUUACAGAA